GCUUGGAUGUGCCAGAGCCCCUCGUUCGGGAGGUCUACAUCAUGAGGCCGGACAUCUCCCCGAUUCUGGGCUGGGAGACGGGGAGAGACUCCGAGCCGGCCUUCAUGGACAUGCGCCUCGCCUCCCAGAGUCGAGGAAUCUUCAUGCUGUUCGCGAUGAGAAGACGACUCCCCAGGUGGUCUUGUACCAGUUCGAUUCCUCAGACCCGAU
Symbiodinium necroappetens is the source of this 210-nucleotide messenger RNA. The record is from the annotation of a GenBank genome assembly. NCBI's taxonomy places the organism in Eukaryota, Dinophyceae, Suessiales, Symbiodiniaceae.